UGGCCUUCAAUUUUCUUCAUCACCUUGUCUAAAAUCAUUGCAAACCCUUCAAAAUCAAGCCACUUUUUGCCAUUUCAAAACGGAAACAUGCAAAUCCCAUGGAUAGUCAAUUAUCAAUAUGCAGCAACACUUUUCUUCGUUACCAUUGCUCUUACCAAAGUUACCUGUCUUAAGUUCAACUUCCCUUCCUUCCCAGAUGAUUCUAAUCUAUGGGUGAGCAAGAAUUCAAGUAUAUUCCUAGAUGCCAUCCAAGUGUCACCUGAUAUUCGUGGUCCCAUAGAUCAUUAUUCUGGACGUGUUUUCUACAUAGACCCAUACCUGCUUUGGAAAGAGAAGAAUAACCGAAACCAAAUAGCUUCCUUCAACACCACUUUUGUGCUCAACAUAACUCCGGAAACUACCCCUGGUGGUGAAGGCUUGGCCUUUAUCUUAACUUCAGAUAGGACUGUCCCAGAAAGCAGUGAUGGACAAUGGCUUGGUAUUGUAAAUGCUACUUCCAAUGGAACUUCACAGCCUGGUAUUCUAGCAGUUGAAUUUGACACAAGACACAGUUUCACUGAAGAUGGCCCCGACAAUCACGUUGGCAUCAAUAUAAACAGCAUCAACUCCAUCCAACAGGUUUCGUUAAUAAACUCUCGGCUCAAUCUAUCUUCAGGUCAAGAUGUCAAAAUUCACAUUCAGUACAUCAAUGACACAAUAUCAGUUUUUGGUGCCAUGAGUGGAACUUCUGAAGAAUCCAUGGAGACCCUCUUGGUGUCUGAGCCUCUUAAUUUAUCUUCCUUUCUUCAAAAAGAGGUUUACAUUGGCUUCUCCGCCUCAACAAGUAACUACACGCAGCGGAACUGUGUAAGAUCGUGGGAAUUCAGCGGGGAUGAUAUUAGAGAUGAUGACAACAGUCUCUUGUGGGUUUAUGUUGCCGUUCCAAUCGUGAUUGUUUUAAUUAUCAUUGGUGGGUUGGUGAUCUUUUUCUUGCGCUGGCAAAAGAUUCGCCAUAUGGAGGGGCCAGAAGAUGCAUAUCCAAGGAUAGAGGACCAGAUUAAAUAUUCCUCUAUGGCUCCGAAGAAGUUUAGGCUAAGGGAACUAACGAAAGCAACUGGUGGAUUCAGCCUUCAAAACAAGCUAGGACAAGGUGGGUUUGGAACUGUGUAUAAGGGACUACUGGAAAAUAAGGAGGUAGCUGUAAAGAGAGUUUCCAAGAACUCACGCCAAGGGAAGCAAGAGUUUGUGGCAGAAGUGACAACAAUCGGAAGCCUUCACCAUAGAAAUUUGGUGAAACUCACUGGUUGGUGCUAUGAGAAUAGAGAGCUUCUCCUUGUGUACGAGUUCAUGCCUAAUGGAAGCCUAGACAAGUACCUCUUUNGUGACAAAGNUUGUGGUNAUAAUUAUGACUUUGAAGGAGGGUAUNCUAUAACGUUGGACUGGGAAACUAGGNNAAGAGUGAUUCAUGGGGUNGCUCAAGCACUUGACUACCUUCACGAUGGNUGNGAGAGGAGNGUUCUCCACAGAGANAUCAAGGCCAGCAACAUAAUGCUNGACUCAGAUUACAAUGCCAAGCUGGGAGANUUUGGAUUGGCUAGAACAAUUCAGAAGAGAAAUGAAACGCAUCACUCUACAAAAGAGAUUGCAGGCACACCCGGGUACAUGGCCCCAGAAACCUUCCUGACUGGGAGGGCAACGGUGGAGACAGAUGUGUAUGCAUUUGGGGUUCUUGUGUUGGAAGUAGUGUGUGGAAAGAGGCCAGGGAAUGUGUAUUCACAGGAUGACUACAAGAACAGCAUUGUGUAUUGGGUAUGGGAUUUGUAUGGGAAGGGAAAAGUAGUUGGUGCUGUUGAUGGAAGGUUGAAGAAGGAGGAGAUUAUUGAGGAAGAAGUGGACUGCGUUCUUGUUCUUGGCUUGGCUUGUUGCCAUCCAAAUCCACACAAAAGACCAUCGAUGAGAACAGUUCUUCAGGUUCUGAAUGGGGAAGCAGCUCCACCUGAAGUGCCUAAGGAAAGACCAGUUUUUAUGUGGCCUGCUAUGCCUCCAUCUUUCAAAGAAGCUGAAGAUAGCUCGCUCAUCCAGGGAACUCUCACUCCUUUCACUGAGAUCACUGGAAGAUGAUGAAAUAAUAACCGGUUAUUUGAAGAAUUUAAACCACUCUUGGAUUCACAGAUUUUAGCUUUUCUAUGUAAAUACGUACACUGGUGUUAAAUGUGUUGCAGCUUGAUAUAUAUGUAUUGCACACAAA
Molecule: messenger RNA, 2227 nt
Organism: Vigna radiata var. radiata (mung bean)
Lineage: Eukaryota; Viridiplantae; Streptophyta; Magnoliopsida; Fabales; Fabaceae
Product: probable L-type lectin-domain containing receptor kinase S.5
Exons: 1
Coding region: 88-2100 (670 amino acids)
Biological process (GO): protein phosphorylation
Cellular component (GO): plasma membrane
Molecular function (GO): protein kinase activity; ATP binding; carbohydrate binding
Source: RefSeq, a predicted model, not a curated record